AUGUACGCUGACGAAGUCGAAAAGGAGCGAUCCCGUGGCGGUUUCAAGAAGAGCUUCAGCAGCGGAUCUCGCGCAGGAAUCGAUGGAAAAUGGAAGCGGGACAUGUUCCAGACGGCGAAUCGACCACAAAAAGCUAGCUACACAAACAAAAGCCGACAGACGAGCUUUUUGAGCAAAGCGGGAGCUGCGGCGGCUGCUGUAGGUGGUGGCGCUGCCCCCAGAAGCAUCACAACGGCGUCGAUUCGUGGAAGAAAUGCUCCAGUAGUAAAGAAGGAGGUUCCAACUGGACCAUCCACACUUUUCAUCAGUAACUUGGCAUCGUCGGUGACACAGGAAGACCUCGAAGAGCUGUUCGACCAGUAUCAUCCAGAAGUCGUGCAACUUCACUUUGAUUCUGCUGGAGCCAGUCUCGGAACCGCUGACCUCGUCGUUCCUCAACCACAAGUGGCAUUGAUUCAGAAGGCGUUGGAAGGUGUUCUUCUCGACGGACAGCAGAUUGAGGUGCUCGAGACGAACGUCGCCAAGCCGGUUUCCGUUUUCGAUCGUAUCAAGAAGGUCUCUCGCCAGAACGACUUCAAGCCAAAAAUGCGCGUCGUCGUCGGAAACCGAGGAAGAGUGGUGAAGGGAGGACGUGGAUUCUGA
Caenorhabditis briggsae is the source of this 642-nucleotide messenger RNA. The record is from RefSeq and is a predicted model, not a curated record. The transcript is spliced from 3 exons. NCBI's taxonomy places the organism in Eukaryota, Metazoa, Nematoda, Chromadorea, Rhabditida, Rhabditidae. Gene Ontology annotation, cellular component: nucleus. Gene Ontology annotation, biological process: mRNA export from nucleus. The coding region runs from base 1 to 642 and encodes 213 amino acids. Gene Ontology annotation, molecular function: mRNA binding.